Molecule: messenger RNA, 522 nt
Organism: Theobroma umbraticum
Lineage: Eukaryota; Viridiplantae; Streptophyta; Magnoliopsida; Malvales; Malvaceae
Source: RefSeq, a predicted model, not a curated record
AUGGAAAGGAUUUGCUGUGCUUUAGGAGCUUCAAGCAUAAGGUCCUUAACAUUGGCUAGCUUCCGUCUUGAGGAUAUAGCGCAACAGUGGAUUACGUCCUACAUGUGGUGUAGGCCUAGUAAUGCUAGUCCACUUGGUUGGAAAGAAUUUGAUAAAGCCUUUAUGGAUAGAUUUAUGCCUUGUAGUGUGCGAGCAACUAAGGCCAAGGAGUUUGAGGGCCUAAAACAAACACUCGGGAUGACGAUAUCUAAAGUUGUUGCUCCGCAGAGGUGUGAUUCUUAUUCUGAUGUAAUAGAUUGUGCUCGGUUAAUAGAAGGUCAUAGUAUGGAGGCUAGAGCACUUCGUGAAAGUACUAGAAAGACUAAAACUGAAAGGCAGACUAGUCAAAGGAACGAAUGGAUUGGCUGUAUGAUUGUUAUGCCAAUGUCGAUUGCCACUACAAAUAUGUCGAAUUUAAGUUUCUUGGAGAAGUUCCCUUUAUCAUCUAUGGACAUAGGAGCCCAUGUAAUAAGGGAAUGUUAG